CGGCUUCUCGUCCCCUGCCUGCAGACCCGCACGCUGCGCUUACUCUACUGACCGGUGUACGACCGGGAGGAGCCGACCCUGGCAGUAGCACAAGCGGUGGCGGCUCCCACCGACGCAUGCGCCACAUAACUUGCCCUGUGUUGUGACGGCAUCGCUCGCACGGAAGAAGUCAGUCGGUCUCGGCCGCAUCCUACCAAGCGCACCCGCGGGAUUACACAGUGCUCUUCGUGACACGUGCUUUCUCUGCUUCCUCGCACAGCGUCAGCCUGGACCGCAGCUGAUCUAAUAAUUGCACAUCAUCGUUUCGUGUGACGUCCGGAAAUGCCACUUUGGCGAUUCAGACGUGCGACCGGUUUCCACCUUUGAGGUUGCCACAGCAUCAAAGACAUCCAACCAAGGCUUUCUUGGCCAGUCUUAGACUUCCAAUGUGACCUUUCUGGAAAAACUACCUGCCGUGACAUGUCACUCUAUUCUUGGACGACCCUAUUCUUGGUGCUUGUUACGGGUGUGCUCGGAGCCAAUGCAUGGAAUGCGCGGAGUGAGAGGAUCUUCACCCAGCUCAAGUUGUUGCGGGGGUGCAUGCAUAAAGCGGCGCAAGAUCCACAGAGCAAUGUCUCAGGGACAUGCGACUGGGAAUUCGACGGCUGGACGUGCUGGCCUCCAACAACGUCGAACGUGACAGCCACGGCUCCUUGCCCUGAACUCUUCAAUAGUCCCUCGAACAGUACAGGGCUUGCCACCUUCUACUGCACAGCAAACGGCACAUGGGAUUCUUCCAGAGGAGACUAUUCAAGUUGCACGACAGAUGCCAAUGAGGUGGACCCAGAGCUGAGCGUAGUUCAAUGGAUAGCGCAAGACAUUGGCGAUCUUGCACCCUGGGAGAAGAGUGCAUCUCGCGGAGAAAACAUUCGGUGGCAAGAGAAGAUCACGUACUUUAAGGAAUGCCUGCAGAAUGUCCUUUUGCAGCCAUUUCCGAAUACAGAGAACGGGUCAUACUGUCUGCGCACGUGGGACGGGUGGAGUUGCUGGGGGGACACUCCUGCUGGAACCACCCAGAUUGCUCCGUGCCCACGCUUCGUCACCGGAUUCGCAUCGCACAGGCAGGCUCAUAAGGUCUGCAACCCGGAUGGCACCUGGUUCCGACACCCGGAGACCAAACACGUCUGGUCCAACUACACGGCAUGCGUUGAUACGCAUGAUCUAGACUUUCGAAACGUGGUCAACUCCCUGUACGUCGGAGGUUACUUCAUCUCUUUGGUGGCGCUGCUCAUAUCACUCUUCAUCUUCUUCUACUUCAGAUCACUCCGCUGUCGGCGCAUCACAAUUCACAAGAAUCUCUUCAGUUCAUUUGUUAUGAACAUUAUCUGCUGGAUCCUGUGGUACAUCUACGUUGUUGCUCCUCCUCACGUCAUCGAGGAAAAUCCAGUGUGGUGCCAGGCCUUGCACGUGGUGACGCAAUAUUUUCUGCUCUGCAACUACCUGUGGAUGUUCUGCGAGGGUCUCUACCUACACACAUUGCUGGUUCUCGCUUUCAUCGCCGAGGACCGCAUCCUGAAGUGGUUCUUUCUCAUCGGAUGGGGAUUCCCAUUGUUUCCCAUAAUCGGCUACGCCAUUGCACGUGGCCUGGAUGGUCAAGCUUCUAAGCUGUGUUGGGUGGAGCACGAAGUUUGGUACACGUACAUUUUGACAGUUCCUGUUAUCCUCUCCAUAUUGCUGAGCUUCGCUUUCUUGGUGAAUAUCGUGCGAGUGCUGGUAACGAAGCUGCGGGCCGUUAAUUCGCCCGACAACGAAAGCACAAGGAAAGCAGUUCGCGCCACGGUGAUUCUGUUGCCAUUGCUGGGUCUCCAUUAUGUCGUGACGCCGUUCCGUCCAGGGAAGGGUGUCAUUCUCGUCGCCUACGAGAUCUUCUCCGCGCUCGUCACAUCUCUGCAGGGUCUCUGUGUUGCUCUGUUGUUCUGCUUCUUCAAUGGAGAGGUUUUAGGUGUUCUGCGCAAAUACCUCUCUCAGACGCCCUGCGUCCAGAGCGAUGGCCGUCGCAUGUCCUAUGCGAACACUAGUAUAAGCGUUUCUCUGAAUGGCCUCAAGCGACGUGGCGACAUCCCAUGCAAUUUGCAACGCCCGUCCAGCAUAGUUUUGUGCCCCGACGCACUUCAGAUGGUAGAAGCCCAUCGAUAUCACCUAAUCAUCAGGAACAAACGCUCUUGUGAAGAUUCUUCGCGUUGGUUUUUACGUUCAGUAACACAUGAUUAGGAGGACCUUGCGGAUAGUCUCUCUGUGUCCACCGCAAAGAAGACUUACAAUGAAGGUGAAAAGCAGCAGUGUAGAUUGAAACGCUGCUGGAACUGCAAGAAGAAAGUGAACUCGUGGCUGCGAAUACGUACGGUGCGCCAAUCUGGAGACCUUCGAAGGCGAUGGCACUUUCGGGAAGGAAGUCAAAGAUAAAAUCGUGCAUGGGCUAACAGCUUCCAGGCAGCACCGGAAGCAUGCAUAGCAGAUACCUGACAAAGAGCUUGAGCGUUUGGCUGUGAGUUCCAUCAGCAUCUGGUGUUCGCGAGUGUGAAUGUGCACAUGUACCCAUCAUUUUGAAUCACUGUCUCCAGAAAAUGUGACAUUUCACACAAGUGACGUUUGACGAUUGCACACUUGAAGGUGUGUAGUCCUGCGGCAAACCCUGGGAAAUGUGUUCACAUCGGCGUGAAAAUGCUGAGUGAAAAAUGUGUAUGGUGCGGCUGACACACCUUGCGUGAUGCACGUGAGACCGCGUGAGAGCCACUGUGAGCUACGUGUGUGAUAAACGACAAUUCAACGUGAGAGCCACCCACCUCCAUCCUUCGCCAUAUUGAGUCGUGACAUACCCUGUAAAUACAACUGCGUGAGAUAAAGGUGUCGUGAAAAUACAGUCA
Ornithodoros turicata is the source of this 2903-nucleotide messenger RNA. Its product is annotated as calcitonin gene-related peptide type 1 receptor-like. Lineage: Eukaryota; Metazoa; Arthropoda; Arachnida; Ixodida; Argasidae. Gene Ontology annotation, biological process: cell surface receptor signaling pathway; adenylate cyclase-modulating G protein-coupled receptor signaling pathway. The record is from RefSeq and is a predicted model, not a curated record. The transcript has 23 exons. Gene Ontology annotation, cellular component: plasma membrane. Bases 460 to 2250 code for a protein of 596 amino acids. Gene Ontology annotation, molecular function: calcitonin receptor activity.